Molecule: messenger RNA, 1204 nt
Organism: Bradysia coprophila
Lineage: Eukaryota; Metazoa; Arthropoda; Insecta; Diptera; Sciaridae
Product: annexin B9-like
Biological process (GO): endosome transport via multivesicular body sorting pathway
Cellular component (GO): cytoplasm; plasma membrane; vesicle membrane
Molecular function (GO): calcium ion binding; phosphatidylserine binding; calcium-dependent phospholipid binding
Source: RefSeq, a predicted model, not a curated record
CGUCGCCAGCAGUCGACAGAGAUACGAUCAGCUUUGGCCACACAGAAAGAAAACAAGUUGAUUCUUUACAAAUUGAUCAAGUAAACAUUAGCAAUUAUGCUAAAAUACAUUUUAGUAGUUGGUACCUUGAGUGUAAUUGGUCAAGAAAUUUCCGGGCAAUUACAAUGGGCCAACAUAUUCGGUACAAAGAGGAACGCAACCAUACCAACAGUGGUACCAGCAGUGCCCUUUAACCCCGCACACACCUGCGAACUACUGAAAUUAAGUAUGCAAGGAAUCGGGCGAGAUUCUGAGACCAUAUUGAAAAUUCUUGCUACUCACACGUACAAUCAACGGUAUGAAAUCGCUGCUACGUAUAAAACGUUGUACAACCAAGACUUGGUUCAAAAAUUAUUUACUGAAUACGAUGGCCACAUCCUCGAUGUCAUUCAGUAUCUAUUCUGGCCCACCGAGAAAAUGUAUGCACGAGAGUAUCACGAUGCUAUGCAGGGUUUGGGUACUAAUGAACGCGCUCUGAUUGAAAUGAGUGCGAGUUUAGAAGGACACGAGUUACGCAGAGUCAAUGGUGCAUACAUUGGGAUGUAUGAAAAGACGUUGGAAAGCGACAUAAAAGGCGAUACAAGCGGCUUUUUCCGAGAUCUUUUAGUGGAAUUGAUAAAGGGACGUGAGGCAGACAACAGUCCGAAUUCGGUGGAAUUGCCGCGAUAUACAGUCGCAACACUGAAUAGAUUAGGUCACGGCCAAUGGUCUAAUAACAAAGAUACCAUUCGUGACAUUUUCUGUAAGAAGUCGUUCUAUGAACUGUCUGAAAUACUUGUUGAGUAUGAACGUCAGAACGGACAUAAGAUUGAAGAAGAUAUUGAAAGUGAAUUCAGUGGUGAUGUUAAGAAAACAUUGCUAGCCAUUGUAAAAUGCUCUCGUAAUCGACCUCAAUUCUUGUCUGAACAAUUGAGUAAGUCAAUGUCGAAUUUUGGUAUCGACCAUAACGUACUGCACCGAAUUAUUGUUGGCCGAAGUGAAAUCGAUUUGGGCAACAUCAAGGAAGAAUUUGCGAAAACAAAUGGCAACAGCAUCGACAUUUGGCUCAAAUCCGCAAUCGAAGGAAAUUAUUGGUCCUUAAUUGUACAACUAGCUGGAUAUGCACCAGAUUACUUUAAGAACUAAUUUUGUCGACCUGAUUAAAAUAUUACGAAUUUUUGUCGAA